Beauveria bassiana ARSEF 2860 is the source of this 1599-nucleotide messenger RNA. RefSeq names its product glycosyl hydrolase family 47. Lineage: Eukaryota; Fungi; Ascomycota; Sordariomycetes; Hypocreales; Cordycipitaceae. Gene Ontology annotation, molecular function: calcium ion binding; mannosyl-oligosaccharide 1,2-alpha-mannosidase activity. The record is from RefSeq and is a predicted model, not a curated record. Gene Ontology annotation, biological process: carbohydrate metabolic process; N-glycan processing. The coding region runs from base 1 to 1599 and encodes 532 amino acids. The transcript has 2 exons. Gene Ontology annotation, cellular component: endoplasmic reticulum; Golgi membrane.
AUGGCCAUACCGAGGAGGGCAUCACGCCUGCUGCUGCUCACCGGAGCCGCCCUCCUGGUCUUCCUCAUUGUGCGCCUGCUGCCCUCCCACGGCGGCGGCUACGUAGCCAGUCGCGUGAUCCCGCAGCGGCCCAAGAUCUUUGAGGGCUUCGACCCCGUCAACCCGAAGCAGUUUCAUCCCGCCGCGUCCAUUAAGCCCUUGCCGACUGGGACCCCGCGCACGCUGCCCCGCGUGCAGGCGCCCGACAGCGCAUUCAAGCAGACGCCCGAGACCGAGAAGCGCCGUCAGGCCGUGCGUAAGACGUUUGAGCGCAGCUUCGGCGCCUACAAAAAGUAUGCGUGGAUGCAGGACGAGGUGACUCCCGUCACCGCGCGGGGCAAGGACACCUUUGGCGGCUGGGCCGCGACACUGGUGGACUCGCUCGAUACGCUAUGGAUCAUGGACUUCAAGGAGGAAUUCAAGCAGGCUGCGGAGGCCGUCUCCCAUCUCGACUGGGGCCACACCGAUUCCAACGCCAUCAACAUCUUCGAGACUACGAUCCGCCACCUCGGCGGUCUGCUGAGCGCGUACGACCUGAGCGGCGACAAGAAGCUGCUCGGCAAGGCUGUUGAGCUCGGCAACAUGCUCUACGCAGGCUUCGACACGCCAAACCGCUUGCCCGGCUUUUGGCUCAACUUUCGCGAAGCCGCCAACGGUCAGCUCCUGGCCGGCACCGCAGACCCCUCUGCGUCGCCCGCCUCUCUGUGCAUGGAGUUUACCCGGCUGUCGCAGCUCACCGGCGACCCGAAAUACUACGACGCGACCGACCGGGUCACGCGCUUUCUCGAGCGCGUGCAAAACGACACGCUGCUGCCGGGCAUGUGGCCCACGGUGCUCGACUUCCAGCACGAAGAGGCUCGCGACAGCCAAUUUACGCUCGGCGCGCUCGCCGACUCGCUCUACGAGUACCUCCCCAAGAUGCACGCGCUGCUCGGCGGCGUCGACGACACGUACGAGCGGCUAUUCCGCGCCGCCAUGAACACCGCCGAGCCGAACCUCCUCUUCCGCCCCGCGCUGCCUGGGGGCGAGGACAUUCUCUUUGCCGGCGACUACCAGGCCACGGCCGCCACCAAGCUCGUCCCGCGCAGCCAGCACUUGACGUGCUUCGUCGGCGGCAUGUUUGGCCUCGGCGGCAGGCUCUUUGCCAACGAGACCCAGGUCGCCAUCGGCGAGAAGCUCGCCCGCGGCUGCGGCUACGCCUACGCCGCCUUUCCCACGGGUGUCAUGCCCGAAAUAUUCACCAUGAUGGCCUGCGAGCGCCGCGACCUGUGCGCCUGGGACGAGCAGGUCUGGGCCAAGCACGGCGAUGACAAGCUGCCCCGCGGCUUCGUCAACGCCUGGGACCCGCGGUACCUGCUCCGCCCCGAGGCCAUCGAGAGCAUCUUUAUCCUCUACCGCAUCACAGCCAAUGCGGACCUGCAGGACCUAGCCUGGCAAAUGUUCGAGGCCAUUAUGAAAUCUACCACGACGCAGUACGCAAACUCGGCCAUUGCAGACGUCCGCGCAGAGCAGGAGACGAGCAAGCUCGACUCGAUGGAGCCGUUUACCCGUGAGGCUUAG